AUGGCGACCUUGAAAAGUCUUCACUACCAGAGGGGCAGCUUCAAGGGACAACUCAAACGUCUCGAGGACACUCUCACAACAAAGCAAGACCUUUGCCUAGACGAGCUUCUUGUCUAUGAGAAGUCUCUGGAGGGCAUUAUCAGCAAAUUCGAGACCAUCCAGCAACAGAUCUACAAUCUUCCGGAACUUUCUCAAGACUCGUAUCACACCGAACAUGAUCACGAAUUGGAGUUUCAGGAUCGCUCUCUCAAAUUGCAAAUCAAACUCAAAAUUGAGAUACGCCAACGUACGGAGCAUGAUGAGUUCCACGCUGCUUCCAACGAGAGCAUUGUCGGCAAUGAGUCAAAAAAUGAAAGCCUCGUAAAGCUCAUGGAGGAGAAUCUUAAGAUGAAUCGCUCUAUGUUUGACUCAUUUCGAAACAACAGCAUCAAUCAAGUGAAAUUGCCUCAGCUGACCAUGCCCACAUUCACAGGCAAUUACGCUGAUUGGUCAUCCUUCAAGGAUUCUUUUUCCUGUACAAUUCACCAAAACAAAGGGCUUUCAAACGUACAAAAGUUCCAAUAUCUGAAAGCUCAACUGAGCGGUGAGGCCGCGUCUAUCGUCAAGCACAUUGCGGUCACUGACGACAAUUAUCUCUUGGCUUGGAACUUGCUUGAGGAACGGUUUGAGAAGAAGCAGAGUAUUGUCAGCCAAUAUUUGCGCACCUUCUUGGAACAAUCAAGUGUCCCGGAUGCAAAUCCAAAACUUCUGCGCAGCUUGUACAACACAACUCAUGGAGUUAUACAAGCACUUGAUGCCAUGGAUUGUACCGAUCGCGACAUUUGGCUUAUCCACAUCCUACUCAACAAGCUCGACAAGGAGACCAAAACUCUCUGGGCCAGAGAGACCACCUCAUCCCAGAUUCCUACACUACAACAAUUCAUGGAGUUUCUUCAGCGGCGUUGCGAUGCUCUCGAGGUUAUCUUCACCAAAGACAGUGACACUUUUUCGGCCAAAAAAUCCAAGGAUUCCAAACCAGCGAAGCCUGAUUCAAAAGCCGCACCGAAAGUCAGCUACACUGCCACUAACGCCAAGAAAUGCAUCAUUUGCGCCCAAGGAGCCCACAAAUUGCAACAAUGUUCCAAAUUCACGAGUUCCACUCCACAGCAGCAGCUGGAAUUAGUGAGAGCGAAUAAACUUUGCACAAAUUGUCUGCGAGACUCUCACAGCAUUGAUUCUUGCCAAUCAUCAAACUGCAGGCGCUGUGGUUCACGUCAUCACACUCUGCUUCAUGAAGCUUUCAUGGGAAACUCCUCCUCAGUUCAGCAGCAGGUUCAAACACCUCAAACUGGGGGCCAGGCAGCCACUUCCGGAACUUCAUCGGUGCCACAAACGGCACAACCCAAUCAACAACAAGGGGCACUUACUACCGCGCUCGUGAGUCACCCUGCUAUUGCACAGCACACCCUGCUGCCAACAAUUUCUCUUUUCAUUACCGGGCGUGAUGGAAAAACACAUUCAUGCAAAGCGCUGCUAGAUUCGUGCAGCCAACCCAAUUUUCUCACAAAAAGGCUCGCUGAAAAGUGCCGACUGCCAAUCCACACACAGCCAAAUCAAACAGUAGUUGGUGUUGGCAAUCUUUCUACCAAGAUCACGCACGCUACACGGGCCACAAUCAGCUCAAAUGACUUCAAGUUCUCAACCUCAUGCGAGUUCUCCGUCGUGGACAACAUCGUUGGGAAACAACCAUCAGUCACCAUCGCCACUGCUUGGGAAGUCCCACCGAACGUACACCUUGCGGAUCCUCAUUUUGCAGUCCCAAGUGUCAUUGACAUGCUCCUUGGUGUUGAGGUUUACACAAAAGUCAUCCGCCCUGGGAUAAUCGAGGGCACUCCCAUUCUAUUCGAAACACUUUUCGGGUAUGUGGUUGCAGGCAAUUGUCCCAUUUCCCAGGCAAAAUCGAGCAUCAGCUGUCUCUGUACGUUGCAAGAGUCGGACUCACUUAACGAACAAAUUGAGCGCUUUUGGAAAAUUGAGGAGCCACAGUCUACAAAGCCCCUCCUCUCCAACGAGGAAAUUGAUUGCGAAGCCCACUAUUCGCAACACACUCGUAGGGACGAACAUGGCCGAUACGUCGUCUCUCUCCCCACCAAUAAAAACGUGCAUCUUUUGGGUGAUUCUUACGAGAUUGCAAGGAAGCGAUUUCUUUGCAUCGAACGCAAGCUCAUGAAAAAUCCAGAACUGCGCCUCCACUACGUCAAUUUCAUGACUGAAUACGAACAGCUCGGACACAUGAGAUUGAUGCCCCCGGAUUAUACCUCACCUCAACCGGCUGUAUAUCUUCCUCAUCACCCUGUCGUGAAGCUCUCUUCGUCAUCUACCCCAUACCGCAUUGUCUUUAACGGCUCUGUGAAGACAACUAGCGGAAAGUCACUCAAUGAUGCACUUAAAGUGGGACCCAAGAUUCAAGACGACCUCUUCGAUAUACUACUUCGAUACAGACAACACAACGUCGUGAUCAAGGCAGAUAUUCGCAAGAUGUUCCGACAGGUGAAACUCAUUGAGGAGGAUCAAAGUCUACUGCGCAUUUUCUGGAGAGAUGCCCCAUACAAACCUCUUCAAAUUUAUCUCUUGACAACCGUUACGUAUGGCACCGCAUGCGCGACGUACUUGAGCACACGAACUAUUCGACAGCUCGUGGAAGAUGAAGGUGAGCAUUUUCCAGCAGCCAAACAGGCACAAUCUGACUUUUACAUUGAUGACUUUCUUUCCGGCGCACCCACUGUCGAGGCUGCCAAAGAACUAGUUCAGCAAAUGUCAGAUCUCAUGCACAAAGGCGGUUUUCAUCUCACGAAGUGGAUGUCUAACGAUCCUGCUGUUCUCGAAGGCAUCCCCGAAGAGGAGCGUGAAGCCCAAUAUGUUGACUUUUCUGAUCUGGACGACUCUAUCAAAGCCCUUGGUGUUCGUUGGAAGCCCUAUACAGACGUAUACACUUUCACAGUCACGCCUACUGGUGAUGUAGUCACCAAACGCACCAUACUCUCAGAGAUUUCGAGAAUUUUCGACCCACUCGGAUUCCUCGCUCCAGUGGUCGUUACAGCCAAAAUUCUGAUGCAAUCUUUGUGGCCGUUGAAGACCGAUUGGGAUGCUGAUUUGUCACAAGAGGAUGAAAUUUACAACAAGUGGAAUUCCUACAAACAGAGUCUCCAGGAAGUCACACAAAUCUCUGUGCCGCGCAAAUUUACAUCUCAUUUCAACCCAAGUGAGUAUCAUCUUCUUCUUUUUUGUGAUGCAUCUGAGAAAGCCAUUGCUGCGUGUGCAUACAUGAUGACAAAGGAAGGGGACCAAAUCAGCUGCCGACUUCUGUGUGCCAAAACUCGCGUGUCACCCCUCAAAAAGACCACAGUGCCACGACUCGAAUUGUGCGCAGCAGUUCUCGCAGUGAAGCUCUUACAAUCAAUCCUAAGCGCUCUCAAACUUGACUUCAAAUCAAUUAGAGCUUUUUCCGAUUCUGAAAUUGUCCUCCAUUGGCUCGCAAAGGAACCCCAAAAGUGGAAAACAUUUGUCGCAAACCGUGUCUCGGAGAUUCAGCAGCAACUUCCACGCAAUCAUUGGCACCACGUUCCGUCUGAGCUCAACCCAGCUGAUGUGGCGUCAAGGGGCACUACUCCCAGUGAGCUAGCCAACAAUACUCUCUGGUGGCACGGACCAGAUUUCGCACUUCUUGAUGAUUCAUUCAAUGAUGGUUCACUCACGAAUGUCGCGGAUGAUGAACUCCUCGAGCAACGUGUCACAUGCGUUACAAGUGUUGUUUCGGACUUCUGGAAGAUAAUUGAUGAAUUCUCUUCACACACCAGAAUGAUUCGCUAUUUGUCGUACUGGAGACGUUACCUGCACAACCUCAAGGCACGGGUCAAGAGCACUCCUCCUGCAACAGGGCCUCUUACUGUCUCAGAGCUUACAGCGACAAAUUUGCUCAUCGUUUCACAAGUUCAGCGCCAGGUUUUCGCCAAGGAGUUUCUUGCCUUGAAAUCUGGGAAAAAGCUAACUACACCAUCACGCAUCAUCGAUUUGAAUCCCUUCCUCGAUGAAAAUGGCAUCAUUAGAGUCGGCGGAAGAAUUCAGAAGUCAUCGCUUCCUAUCUCAAUGAAGCAUCAAAUCCUGCUUCCUGACAAGCACCAUUUUACACGACUUCUCGCUGAAAAAACCCAUUUGGACACCUGCCACGGUGGUCCCAAACUGGUUGAGUACACAAUGAAGCAGCGCUACUGGCCACUUCGCGGGUACGACGUCGCAAGCUCCGUCACUCGAAAGUGCGUUCGCUGCUUUAGAUGCAAGCCUAAGCCAAUGCAGCAAAUCAUGGGCAACCUUCCCGCAGAUCGUGUUGUCCAACCUCGUCGUCCUUUCACAAAGGUAGGCGUUGAUUUCUGCGGCCCAUUUUACAUUAGGGCUCCUCUGCGACGUGCCACCAAAUUCAAGAUCUACGUAGCGAUCUUCAUAUGCUUCGUCAGCAGAGCCGUGCACCUAGAGAUGGUAACAGACUUGUCUUCCGAAGCAUUCAUUGCUGCUCUCACAAGGUUUACUGCUCGUCGAGGAAAACCUUCCGACAUCUAUUGCGACAACGCAACCAAUUUCGUUGGCGCUGCAGGGAAGCUCAAGGAAAUUCGCAAAUUCCUCCUGGAAAAGGACAAUCAAGAGAAAAUCAUCAAACAUGCGUCCGAAGAACAAAUCCAAUUCCACUUCAUUCCUCCGAGAAGUCCCAACUUUGGCGGACUUUGGGAAUCGGCAGUCAAGAUUUUCAAACGACACUUCUAUCGUGUCGCUGGGAAUGUGACUCUCACUUACGAGUCAUUCCUUACCAUCAUGGUGCAGAUAGAAAGUUGUAUGAACUCUCGCCCAUUGACUCCAAAAUCAUCGGAUCCCUCUGACUUGGACGCACUCACACCAUCUCAUUUCUUCCUUUUCGAACCUGCUAACGCUCUCCCAACACACGAUGUCUCCGAUGUUCCUACAAAUCGCCUCAAUCGAUGGAGAGUCAACGAUCAAAUUGUUCAGCACUUCUGGCGACGUUGGGCUCGCGAAGUUCUACUCAACAUGCAACAACGUCGAAAGUGGCAGAAGGAGCAACCCAACUUGCAACCUGGCGAUCUGGUCGUGAUGAUCGAAGACAAUCUACCGCCACUCACUUGGCUCCUGGGCAGGAUUGUCCUGAUUCAUCCCGGGGAAGACAAGAAGCACAGGGUGGCCACAGUACAAACCAAAAAUGGCCAAUUCAAACGUGCCAUUUCAAAACUCGCAUUGCUCCCGGUUACGGACCCUACUGAGCAGGAAGUUCAGAAUCCUACGGUUCAGCCCCGGGAAUAUGUUACGGCGCCAAAUGCCGGCACCGAAUGA
Messenger RNA from Lutzomyia longipalpis, 5373 nucleotides. RefSeq lists its product as uncharacterized. Gene Ontology annotation, biological process: DNA integration. Bases 1 to 5373 code for a protein of 1790 amino acids. The record is from RefSeq and is a predicted model, not a curated record. Gene Ontology annotation, molecular function: nucleic acid binding. NCBI's taxonomy places the organism in Eukaryota, Metazoa, Arthropoda, Insecta, Diptera, Psychodidae. The transcript has a single exon.